AUGCCUCACCGGAGCCCGGCGUUGCCCGCUCCCACGCGCCCGGGAUCCCACCGAUCCCUAACCCGGGCCCACGCCCGGGUCACCCAGACCACCACGGGCUGGCGCCGCGCUUCCACUAGCACACCCGGCUCUCGCCACCUGCGCCCGCGGCGCCCGCGGGGCCCGCGCGCCCUUGGCCCUGCCGCCCCGAGAUCCUCUGAGUGCCCCUCGCCCCCGCGGGAUAGCCCACCUGCUCCUACUGAGCUGCGCACCCGGACCCCGGCCCGGCCCCGGGCGCCUCCGACGGCCCCGCGCCGGCCGCUUGUGCCCCGCGUCCCCGCCGCCGCUGCUGCUAUCGCCGCGGCCCCGGGCCCAGCCCCACGCUCCCUCGCCUCCCCGGCGGGCGGGCGAGCUCUGCAGAGCGGCCGCGGCGGCGGCGCCUCAUUACCAUAG
Molecule: messenger RNA, 432 nt
Organism: Rangifer tarandus platyrhynchus (Svalbard reindeer)
Lineage: Eukaryota; Metazoa; Chordata; Mammalia; Artiodactyla; Cervidae
Source: the annotation of a GenBank genome assembly